GACUUUUUUUCGAGACCCGAGUAGUAUAGCUGUAAUAUACAACUCACUUGAUGCUACACAAUAGUCCUAUGUUAUUUUGUCCCCUCUUUUUUGGCCUCACUUCAAAUUCAAUCAUUAAAAUUAAAAGCACACAAAUUUGAGGAAGCUGCAAUAUACAACCUACUUGAUAAGGUACAUGAUAUAUGGUUCAUGCUAAGUAUAUAUGUUCUUUAUACUCAACUUCAUUUCAUUGGACCAAAAUAGCAUCAAUGAUAAUUAUGAAAGAAAGAACUAAUAUUGUGCUAGUUUUUUAUAUCUAUAACCAUAAGAUAAAACAUUUGUUUUUUGUGUGCAGGAUAAAUUUAUAAUCAGCAUAUAGUUUUGGAAGAAGUUACUGUAAAAAUGGGUUUUCUGGAGCUAUUUACUGUUGCUUCUUUUCCUGUCAUCAAAGUACUAAUAGUCACUGCAAUUGGCUUAUUUCUUGCACUUGAUAACAUUAAUUUGUUGGGAAAAGAUGCAAGGAAUCAAACUAAUCAUCUUGUACAUUAUGUGUUUAAUCCUGCUCUGAUUGGAGGUAGUUUAGCCGAGACGGUCACAUUCGAGAAUGUUGUUUUAUUGUGGUUCAUGCCAGUGAAUAUAUUGAUUACAUUUUUGUUAGGCUCAGCCUUAGGAUGGAUCCUUAUCAUACUGACAAGGCCUCCCAAAAACAUUGAAGGUCUCAUAGUAGGUGUUUGUUCUGCAGGAAAUUUAGGAAACUUGCCUAUAAUCAUUAUCCCAGCAAUAUGUAAAGACAAAGGCAGUCCUUUUGGUGACCCUGAUGUCUGCUAUCAAUAUGGAAUGGCUUAUGCUUCACUUUCUAUGGCAAUUGGAGCUAUCUUUAUAUGGACUUAUGUGUAUAACAUAAUGAGGAUUUCAUCAAGUAAAGUUCAGAAAGAAGGUAACAAAAGUAGUGACUCCAUUACAUUUGAGGCUUCAAGGGAUGUAUCAGAAUCAUUCACUGAGGAGGGAUCAUCAGAUACUAUAAAUGCAGUAAAAGGCAAUGUGGAUGAUUCAUACAUCCUAUUGCUUUCCAAGAAUGAGUCUGAGCAGAAAAUAAAGGGACAUAUCUUAUAUAAAAUGAAGUAUCAAUGUGGAAUGAUUUUCAGCAACCCCAAUUUCAGAGGCAUAUUUUCACCAGCAACUCUUGGAGCGAUUGUUGGAUUUACAAUUGGUGUAGUUCCUAAGUUAAAUGGUUUAAUGAUUGGAAGCAAUGCUCCUCUUCAUGUGAUUGAAGACUCUGCUUCCAUGUUGGGUGAUGCUGCUGUUCCAACAAUAACCCUUAUAAUGGGUGCCAACCUUCUUAAAGGAUUGAAGGGAGCAAGCACUCCAUUUUGGACAAUUAUAGGAAUCAUAGUAGUGAGAUAUAUUUUGCUACCAAUUUUUGGUAUUCUUAUUGUUAAAGGAGCAACACAUUUGGGUUUGGUGCAAGUAGAUCCUUUAUAUCAGUUUAUACUUCUCCUUCAAUAUGCACUUCCUCCAGCUAUGAGUAUAGGUACCAUAGCCCAAUUAUUUGGAGCUGGUGAAAGUGAAUGUUCUAUUAUCAUGCUGUGGACCUAUGCAUUGGCGUCAAUUGCGGUUACUCUUUGGUCAACCUACUUCAUGUUGCUUGUGGCUUGAUUAUAGUAUUCAUUCAUUAUUUAUUUAUUAAUUAGUACUUCAUAUUUUACAUUAAAUUCUAUAUUUCCUUUCAAGUUUCAACUCAACUUAUAUCUGUAUAUAUGUGUGGCUAUGCAACGGAACAUUUAUCAAUUUGUUUAGACUUUAAUGGCAUACAUAGCUAUAAAAUAGUUUUACACCCAACAAUUUAACUUC
Trifolium pratense (red clover) is the source of this 1830-nucleotide messenger RNA. RefSeq names its product protein PIN-LIKES 3-like. Gene Ontology annotation, cellular component: membrane. The transcript is spliced from 10 exons. The record is from RefSeq and is a predicted model, not a curated record. NCBI's taxonomy places the organism in Eukaryota, Viridiplantae, Streptophyta, Magnoliopsida, Fabales, Fabaceae. Gene Ontology annotation, biological process: endoplasmic reticulum to cytosol auxin transport. Bases 382 to 1635 code for a protein of 417 amino acids.